Molecule: messenger RNA, 1080 nt
Organism: Linum trigynum
Lineage: Eukaryota; Viridiplantae; Streptophyta; Magnoliopsida; Malpighiales; Linaceae
Source: the annotation of a GenBank genome assembly
GACCUAGGUGCGAUUCUUGGUCUGACCUAGCAAAACCGCACGUUAGGGAUGCGGUUUUGUUUCUCCAAAACAAACCGCAACCUCAACAUGCGGUUUUGCCCUUGCCGACAUACAAACCGCCCCCCCCCCCCCCCCCGAUGCGGUUUGUGUGUCGUCCCCAUUUUUCCGACAUCAAAAUGUUGCCAUGCAGGUUGACAGACGUGGGGAUGCAUAACAGAUGAAAACCGCACCCUCCCCAUGCAGUUUUCAUCGAUGAUUUUGCCAAUAAAAGACAGGAAAGGGGGUCACCUAUGUCGAUGGAAAUUUUCGGAAAAAUAAAGGUCGCUACCAGACCGAUGCUUGAAGACCUCUAUCAAAUGUGUACUAACGUUACUUGCAUGGAUGACACGAGAAGAGUUGAUCGUAUGGUGUAUCGGUAUCCAAACAGAGAAGGCGGGUUGUUGUGGCACGAGGAAUAUCUCAGAACCACUCAGGAUGAAGUAGAUGCCAUGCUCGAAUUCUUGAGGUCCAACAAUCUUUCCAAAGCCGAGAUGUUCGUUUACACCGAGGCGAUCGUAGCCGUUGGAGGUCAUUAUGGAGACGGUCAAACAUCUGGUAUCCAUGGUGGAGGUGAAUUAUAUGGAGAUCGUCCCUACCGAAGUUACCAUGAUCCUCAUUCCUAUUUUCAGUACCAAGAGCAAGGUGAAGGUCAUCAUCAAUCUUUCCCAUCAUAUGAAGAAGAAGUUCAACCGGGCUAUGUCAACCAACCCGAGUACAACUUCCAAUCAGGCAGCGGUAGUUUUCACAACUACCAUUAUGGAGCUGAUGAAGGUGCCUUUCAUGAGCUGGAUUAGAUGGAAGAUGCCCUGCCAACACCAGUUAGUGACCCCUCCGAUGAAGAAGGAGAGAACAACGUCAGUGCAGACAACUGCGACCCUCUUGAAGGUGCUGAUGAUUCAGGACCAGGUUUGAGAGAUGCAUUGCACAAAUGGUGGUAGAUAUUAGCUAGGAAAACGGAUGCCCAACUCAACUCCCCCAUCUCAUCCCAACUACCAAGGAGGAUCCUAAGCCAUCCACAGCUAAUUAAAUUGCUCAAUUUUU